Clarias gariepinus (North African catfish) is the source of this 2369-nucleotide messenger RNA. RefSeq names its product programmed cell death 4b (gene pdcd4b). Lineage: Eukaryota; Metazoa; Chordata; Actinopteri; Siluriformes; Clariidae. The coding region runs from base 239 to 1651 and encodes 470 amino acids. The transcript has 12 exons. The record is from RefSeq and is a predicted model, not a curated record. Gene Ontology annotation, biological process: negative regulation of DNA-templated transcription. Gene Ontology annotation, cellular component: cytosol; nucleus.
CCUGCUGCCUGUGUGUACAAAACAAACCAGCAGCCCGUUAGCAGACUAUAAACGCAGGAAUAAUUUCCUGAAGUGAUUAAAUAUGUCGGUGUUUUGUUGUACGCGGGUGUUUAAGCUGAGCUGUGAUUUAUUUUAAUAGCGACGGUUUGAUGGAGGCGCGUGGGCAUGUCAGGGCAUGUAGCGAGCUGAAGGUUUUUGGAAAUUUGAUCUGUUUUUGCCUUCACCUGGUUUGGAAGUCAUGGCAGCGGACUGUGAGGCAUGGCUCAACGCCAACCCUGUGGAGGCGGACGAUUUGAGCGACUCGUAUCAGUCAGGCAACGAGGAGAACGGCGUCGGACCCAAAGCCGGCGACGAGAUCAACGGGAACUGGGUUCCCGCAUCGGUGGGAACGGUGCACGAGGCCCGGGUCAAGGCCAAGGCCAAGCGGCGCCUCCGCAAGAACUCGUCAAGGGACUCGGGUCGGGGGGACUCACUGAGUGAGAACGGAGACGCAUCCCGCUCCAUCGUGCCCCCGGCCAGUCCCAAGGGCAAAGUGCUUGACCGCAGAUCACGUCUGGGCAAAGGGAGGGGCCUGCCAAAGAAAGGUGGCGCUGGUGGUAAAGGUGUGUGGGGGACGCCGGGGGAGGUGUACGACGUGGAGGAGGUGGACAUCCGGGACCCCAAUUAUGAUGAAGAUCAGGAGAACUGUGUGUACGAGACAGUGGUGCUGCCUCUGGACGAGGACAACUUCACUCGGACGGUCACGCCCAUCGUCCGGGAGUACUUCGAACACGGAGACGCCAACGAAGUAGCGGAGUUAUUGGGAGAGUUAAACCUGGGCUCCAUGCGCAGUGACGUCACGCUCCUGGCGGUGUCGCUGGCUCUGGAGGCCAAGGCGAGUCAGAGAGAGCUCACGUCCCUCCUGCUGUCGCGGCUGUGUGGGCGGGUCCUCAGCCGCGCAGACAUCGAAGCCUCCUUCCACAAGCUGCUGAAAGAGCUGCCUGACCUGGUGCUGGACACGCCCACAGCGCCGGAGCUGGUUGGUCAGUUCAUUGCCAGAGCAGUAGCAGAUCAAAUACUCUCCAAGAGCUACAUCGAUGGCUAUAAAGGUAGAGUGGACUGCGAGCAUGCCAGGGCCGCUCUGGACCGUGCUGCCGUCCUGCUGAAGAUGAGCAAGGAGGCGGGACUUAAGAUCGAUAAUCUCUGGGGCUCAGGUGGAGGACAAAGACCUGUCAAUCAACUUAUCAAAGAGGUAAACCUGCUACUUAAGGAGUACGUGCUCUCGGGUGACGCGGCCGAGGCCGAGCGGUGUCUGAAGGAGCUCGAGGUGCCGCAUUUCCAUCACGAGUUUGUCUACGAGGCGAUCGUCAUGGUUCUGGAAUCGAAGGGAGACUCCACGCUCCAAAUGAUCUUGAAGCUGCUAAAAUCUCUUUUUGACUCAUCAGUCAUCACUCUGGACCAAAUGAGAAGGGGUUACGAGAGGGUGUAUAUGGAUAUCGCUGAGAUCAACAUCGACGUCCCGUGCGCUUACUCUGUACUGGAGCACUUUGUGGACAAAAGCUUUAGCGCCGGAGUCAUCGACAAAAAGCUGAGAGACCUGUGUCCGUGUCGAGGAAGGAAGAGGUUCGUCAGUGAGGGAGAUGGUGGACUUGUCAAACUGGAGACCUACUGAGUCCGCCGCUUCUCGUGUCCACACCUUGUGUCCGCCGCGUCUGAGGAAACUAGCACUCUACUUGUCUAAAAACUGCAUACGCGUGUGUGUAUUCUACAGGUUUAAGUGUGUGUAUAUAUAGCUCCUCCUCCUCACAAGAACGUAGUGCAGAAUCGCACGCGCGCACACCUUUAAGGUGACUAGAUAAGCUAAAACCCUAAGAAAAAGUGCCACAUUUUGAAAUGACUGAGUCAUUCCAGGUUUUGUAUUUUUUUUUUUUUUUUUUAAGUUCACUCCCUGUUAGUAGGAUAACUUGAGGCAGAGUUCAUUUAACCAGUCUUAUUUUAUCCAGCCUGUAUAGUAAGUUUGCUUUGAGAAUUUCCACUUUGUUGAACUUGUCUUCACUCUCAACUUGGCAGUGUUUAUACAUUUAUAUGGGUUUGUGUUCAAGACCUUCAUGUUGGUUUAAGGCUUUUUUUUUUUUUUUUUUUCACCCUCCUUUUGUUUUUUCAAUCUGCCUGAACUCUUUCCAUGCGUAUCCUUGUUUCAUUAUUCGGUCUGACAAAGACAUCGAUACUGGAUGCAACUGAGAACAAAAUGGCAAUACCGAGAAAUGUGAACCAAUCGGCAUUAAAACCGUUAUUUUUGUAUUUUUCCAAACCAUAACACGUGGGCAUAUUUACCAAAUGUUCUCGCUCUUUGUUGACUAUGGUUAAGAAAUAAAUAAAGGUUAAAGUAA